Molecule: messenger RNA, 613 nt
Organism: Arvicola amphibius (Eurasian water vole)
Lineage: Eukaryota; Metazoa; Chordata; Mammalia; Rodentia; Cricetidae
Product: 60S ribosomal protein L22-like
Exons: 2
Coding region: 1-558 (185 amino acids)
Biological process (GO): cytoplasmic translation
Cellular component (GO): ribosome
Molecular function (GO): RNA binding; structural constituent of ribosome
Source: RefSeq, a predicted model, not a curated record
AUGGGAGCAGGAAUCUCCUCACACUAUGCCAGCAGCAGCUGGUACAGUUGUGAAAGACCAGCCAUGUCCUUCUUCAUGUUUCCUCGGAGGAGAGAAUAUCCUGGUGCAGACCUCCUACACCAAAAGCUAGUGAAAAAAAAUAGGCUCCGCGUGAGGCCGCGGCUCCCGGAGCGGCACGUGGGCCUGAAAAAGCUUGUGGCGAAGGGGGGCAAAACAAAGAAGCAGGUUUUGAAGUUUACCCUUGAUUGCACCCACCCUGUAGAAGAUGGGAUCAUGGACGCUGCUAAUUUCGAGCAGUUCCUCCAGGAGAGAAUCAAGGUGAACGGCAAAGCUGGGAAUCUCGGCGGAGGGGUUGUGACCAUCGAACGGAGCAAGAGCAAGAUCACUGUCACUUCCGAGGUGCCUUUCUCCAAAAGGUAUUUGAAAUAUCUCACCAAAAAAUAUUUGAAGAACAAUCUCCGAGACUGGUUGCGUGUUGUCGCCAACAGCAAAGAGAGCUAUGAGCUGCGUUACUUCCAGAUUAACCAGGAUGAAGAGGAGGAGGAGGAUGAGGAUUAAGACGCAUUGGUCUGGAAUGUUUUGUAUUAAUUCAUAAAUAAAAUUUAGGAACAAA